Molecule: messenger RNA, 1102 nt
Organism: Micromonas pusilla CCMP1545
Lineage: Eukaryota; Viridiplantae; Chlorophyta; Mamiellophyceae; Mamiellales; Mamiellaceae
Gene: PAF2
Product: proteasome subunit alpha type-1-b
Exons: 5
Coding region: 103-939 (278 amino acids)
Biological process (GO): proteasomal protein catabolic process
Cellular component (GO): proteasome core complex; proteasome core complex, alpha-subunit complex
Source: RefSeq, a predicted model, not a curated record
UUGCGAGUUGCGGCUGACCGACACAAACUAGAAUCGAGGAUAAUUUCUUUCGCCUGCAUCAUCGUUAGUUGAUAUCCCGGUUACGGAUAGUAUCUGGACCCGAUGUUUCGAAACCAAUAUGAUCAGGAUAUUCUCACUUGGAGUCCGCAUGGACGCUUGCAUCAAGUUGAAUGUAAAUUUAAAAUAUAUUUUUCGUUAAGCUUCUCAAUCUGUCAUCAUUUCGUAGAUGCGAUGGAGGCAGUGAAGCAAGGUGGAGCUUCGGUCGGCUGUAAGAACAAAGAUCACGCCGUCUUGGUCACUUUGAAUCGUUCUGCCUCUGAACUCUCCUCAUCUCAACGGAAACUUUUUAAAGUCGAUGAUUUCGUUGGCAUUGCUGUCUCUGGUUUGACAGCUGACGGCACUGCGUUAGUCAAGAUGCUGAGGAGUGAAAACAUCUCUCACAAGUUCACCUUUGGAUCUCAUGUCGAUAUCAGUAGACUAGCUCUAAAAGUUGCUGACAACUCGCAGGUAAGAAUCAUAUUCGAUUUCAACCGCUCUUUCAUAGUUUACUAUCUGCUCUCUAUUCUACUGCUGCAGGUCAGCACACAGAGAGCAGGGGCAAGACCAUCUGGAGUUGGGACUCUCAUUGCAGGAUGUGACGAGAGUGGCUGCCACAUCUUUCAAACGUGUCCUUCUGGCAGCAUUUACGAACAUGAAGCUAUUGCAAUCGGAGCAAGAUCUCAAGCCUCAAAGACUUUCCUGGAAAACAAUCAAAUCGUCCAAGCAAGUUCUUUAAAUGAGCUAAUCGUGUUUGCUUUGAGAGCACUAAGUGAAGCAAGUGUUGAGCCGAUUUCAGAACUUACAUGCAGUGUCGCUCUUGUAGGAAUCAAUACACCCUUUAAGUUGCUGGAUACGCACUCGUUAUCAAGACUUAUAGCACAAAUUUAUCAGGAAGUUUAGUUGCUUUUUGAAUAUCUGUUUAUAUUCUGGUAGAUCAAGAACAAGGUAACGAAUACUGAGUAAACCUUGCAAAUCAGAGUCAUCACUAGUGGUUCAUAUAUGAACUGAUUCAAUUUUUGUGAGACCGGUUGUACAAAGUUUAUCGAUGUCUCACAAAUAACUA